GUCGAACCCUCUAUGUGAAGCCACAGGUUUAGUGCAAAUUGUAAUAAGUUGUUCAGAGAGACUCUUGACUGAAACAAAUUGUGAAGCAGAUUCGAUUUUAAAAUCAAAAUUUGAGUGUCGAGCGGGAAAGUAAAAGUUCCGCUCCAAUCUUCUAAUCUUUUCGUAUCUAGCGGGAAAUUUCUCAGCAGGUGACUUUCAUAAUCGCAGUUUUCGUCGAUUCUCUUUUCCGAUUUUACGAUUCCUCUCUCUCUCUCAUGGUGCGAUUUCUCCAGCAGUAAAAAUCAAUGGCGAGAACCAAGCAUCGCGUUACCAGGUCACAACCUCGGAAUCAAACUGAUGCCGCCGGUGCUUCAUCUUCUCAGGCGGCAGGUCCAACUACGACCCCGACAAGGAGAGGCGGUGAAGGUGGAGAUAAUACUCAACAAACAAAUCCUACAACUUCACCAGCUACUGGUACAAGGAGAGGGGCUAAGAGAUCCAGACAGGCUAUGCCACGAGGCUCACAGAAGAAGUCUUAUCGAUACAGGCCAGGAACCGUUGCUCUAAAAGAGAUUCGCCAUUUCCAGAAGCAGACAAACCUUCUUAUUCCGGCUGCCAGUUUCAUAAGAGAAGUGAGAAGUAUAACCCAUAUGUUGGCCCCUCCCCAAAUCAAUCGUUGGACAGCUGAAGCUCUUGUUGCUCUUCAAGAGGCGGCAGAAGAUUACUUGGUUGGUUUGUUCUCAGAUUCAAUGCUCUGUGCUAUCCAUGCAAGACGUGUUACUCUAAUGAGAAAAGACUUUGAACUUGCACGCCGGCUUGGAGGAAAAGGCAGACCAUGGUGAUAGAAAACUCACUCACUAUUCACAUCUCUUACAUUGUAAGUGAGGAUCGAAUAGUUAACAACAAGUGUGUCGUAGGUUGUAUAAGGUUAUUCUCUCCUUGUCUCUUGGUGAUGCAUGUCCUUUUAUUUUACUAAAUGAUCUGACCAAAACCUUCUUUUGAAACAUAACUGGAAACCCGAAUUUGGUUUGAUUCCAAUAUCUAGGCUGUAAAACUUCUUUCUCUAUGUGUGUUUCUAUCUGCUUUUCGUUGGAUCUGAUUGUUUUCCAUUGAGAUUCCACUUGACAAAAACGUUUCUUUCGUUAAGUUCUAACUUCCAAAGGUUCAUGUAUAUAUAAUUUGAAGCCUCAGUUAGAAAGGGUUGUGAUUGAAAGAAGAAAAAAAAAGUAAGAGGAAGAUUUGAAAGAACAUGUGUUUUGGGAGGGCUUUAGUAGAAAUAUCUCUCAGACGAGUGACGAGUGGAUUCCCAAUUACAACUUGUCAAGGCAUAUUAAAAAGGUUGAGAUAUCCUUAGCACUUCAAAUUUAAAUAAUUCAUAUUGAUUUUUAGUGAUAAUUCGCAUAAAACAUUUGUGAUAUCAUAGUGUUGUCACUAAAAAAAACACUAUAAAUUUUCGAAAAGCUCGAAUUUCGAAUUUGGUGAUA
Arabidopsis thaliana (thale cress) is the source of this 1463-nucleotide messenger RNA. RefSeq names its product Histone superfamily protein (gene HTR12). The transcript is spliced from 9 exons. Gene Ontology annotation, molecular function: DNA binding; protein heterodimerization activity; structural constituent of chromatin. Lineage: Eukaryota; Viridiplantae; Streptophyta; Magnoliopsida; Brassicales; Brassicaceae. Gene Ontology annotation, biological process: kinetochore assembly. Gene Ontology annotation, cellular component: chromosome, centromeric region; nucleosome. Bases 285 to 821 code for a protein of 178 amino acids. The record is from RefSeq and is marked reviewed.